Molecule: messenger RNA, 407 nt
Organism: Amoebophrya sp. A25
Lineage: Eukaryota; Dinophyceae; Syndiniales; Amoebophryaceae
Source: the annotation of a GenBank genome assembly
AAAAUUCGCCAGAGGCUGAGCCGGUGUUUAACGAUGACACGACAGCUGUGAGGAGGAAAAGUGUUUAUGCCUUGUCCAAAUCCAUGUCCGGAGGAUCAUGAGAAUGACGCUGUAGUUGGUCUAUUCAUUCUCGUUGACAAGAAAGUACGUUCACUUCAUUUGGUUUCUGUCUAUCUCUAGAUCUAAAUUCCCACCGCAGACCCCAAGCAGGAGGUCGCAGGCACAGCGGAUACGAACAAUGCAGGUGGCGCCUUGUCCGCUCUACGCGCUAUGCGGAUGAUGAAAAUGCCACCUCCCAAGGCACCUCCAUCUACUGCAAAGUUGGAAGCCACGGGAACGACGAGUGAACAAGACCAAGGCGGUGUCGGAGCUCUCUCAGCACUGAAGGCAUUGCGGAUGAACAAGGC